Messenger RNA from Wasmannia auropunctata (little fire ant), 4452 nucleotides. RefSeq names its product membrane metallo-endopeptidase-like 1. The transcript has 10 exons. Gene Ontology annotation, cellular component: plasma membrane. The record is from RefSeq and is a predicted model, not a curated record. Gene Ontology annotation, biological process: protein processing. Gene Ontology annotation, molecular function: metalloendopeptidase activity. Bases 385 to 2703 code for a protein of 772 amino acids. NCBI's taxonomy places the organism in Eukaryota, Metazoa, Arthropoda, Insecta, Hymenoptera, Formicidae.
GACGUUUAAAUACGAGCAGAAGCGCGCGCGCUACUUCAGUCCGACGCUAACAGUCCAAACUGGUUGGUAUCUGCAUCUCGGAGGAAGGCAACAACCCUCCCUCUACUUUCUGUCUUCGAUUUCUUCCAAAAAAAAAAAAAAAAAAAAAAAGAUCAUCGAACAGAUAACGGAAAAAUUAGUAUUCUCCUCGUUUGUGAGAAGAACGAGGGAAACGUAGCGGUCACGAGGAGUUUCUGGUUGACGUCCCGGAAACGACCGUGGAUCUCCCGGCUGAAUUAAAAGUCAAAACGAAAAGAAGGAAUACAGGACGGAAGAGUGUGUAGUUAUGUGCUAGUGAGACUCGGGCAAAAAGAUACACCCCAGCAAGGCAUUAAUCUAGUCACGAUGACAAACAGCAUGAAGCAAACGGUUAUCAAAAACCCGACAUGGUGGAAGAGGCGGUCCGGUCUGGAACGCGGGUUAACGGUGAUAGCGGUUUCCGGGUUCCUCUUGUGCAUCGCUUUGGCGGUCGCUCUCGGAAUUUUGGCGACCAACAUGACAUGCAACACCACGUCCAAGACCGAUACUGUUAACGUAGAGAUGCUACCGUCCACAGCCGAGGCGUUAAGCGGUUCGAAAACACCGACGAAUAUGAUACCAAAGGAAACGAAAUGUGACGAUGUCUGUUUAACAUCUGAAUGCGUUCACACAGCUUCUAAAGUAAUAAAAAACAUGAAUCCCGAUGUGGAGCCCUGUGAUGACUUUUACAAAUUCGCCUGCGGUGGCUUCCUCGAAUCUACAAUUAUUCCUGACGACAAAACUAGCGUGACUACGUUCUCUACUAUCGUUGAUGAUCUCGAGGAACAACUGCGGCUGAGCAUCGAGCAAGAGAGUCCUCCAAACGAGCUAAGACCAUUUACACUUGCGAAAAAUUUCUACAAAUCCUGCAUGAACAAAACCGCUAUUGAGGAGAAAGGUUUGACACCAUUAUUGAACAAUCUAAGGAAACUCGGUGGCUGGCCCGUUCUGGACGGCGAGAGAUGGAACGAAGGCGACUUCACUUGGAAAGAUUCCGUCUACAAAUUUCGCAGACUGGGCUAUUCCGUUGACUACUUCAUCGAUUUCGGCGUCAGUGUCGAUUUAAAGAACAACUCAAGGCGUUUAAUCGAUCUCGAUCAAGCAGCACUCGGACUAUCGCGCGAAUAUCUGUCGAAAGGUUUCAACGAGAAAAUCGUCCAAGCAUAUUACAAGUAUAUGGUGGACAUCGCUAUAAUUCUCGGAGCCAAUCCAGAUCGAGCUAAGAGAGAAUUAAAAGAAUCACUUGAAUUUGAAAUCAAGCUCGCGAACAUCUCGCUGCCCAAUGAGAAACGACGAAACGUGACUCUCCUCUACAAUCCCAUGACUGUGAAUAAGCUGUCCGCUGCCUAUCCUAGCAUACCGUGGUGGGAAUACUUUAACACCAUCCUCGCACCGCAAGCACAGCUAAGUCAGGACGAGAUAGUUAUCGUGAACGUGCCAAGCUAUCUAAAGGACUUCGAACAGCUCAUCACAACGACGCCGAAGAGGGUGCAGGCAAACUAUGUCCUUUGGAGAGCAACUGCUGCUUCGGUUAGCUAUCUGACGGAUGACAUUCGGAAAAGGCAGCUGAAGUAUACAGUUGAGUUAAACGGUAAAACAGAGAGAGAACCAAGAUGGAAAGAGUGUGUGGACAUCGUUUCUGGCAGUAUGGCAAUUAGCGUUGGCUCGAUGUACGUAAGAAAGUACUUUAAAGAGGAUGCGAAGAAAACUGCACUCGAAAUGGUCGACGAUAUCAGGCAGGAGUUCACAAAGAUCUUGAAGAAGGUGGAAUGGAUGGAUGAGAAAACUAGAACAAACGCUUUAGAAAAAGCAGCCGACAUGAUGUCACAUAUUGCCUAUCCAAGUGAACUGUUGGACGAUAGCAAGCUCGAGGGAUUUUAUAAGAACCUUGAAUUGAGUGCUGACGAUUAUAUAGGAAACAUUUUUAAUUUGUCUACCUUUGGAACAAAUUUCUCAUUUGGUAGGCUAAGACAGCCAGUGAAUAAGACAGAAUGGAUAAGUCAUGGAAGACCGGCUAUUGUCAAUGCGUUUUACUCGUCGAUCGAGAACAGUAUUCAAUUCCCCGCGGGUAUUUUGCAAGGCAUAUUUUUCAAUAAUGAUCGACCACGUUACAUGAACUACGGCGGCAUCGGAUUUGUUAUUGGCCAUGAAAUUACUCACGGCUUUGAUGAUCAAGGCAGACAAUUUAAUAAGGAAGGUAAUCUUGUGGAUUGGUGGGAGUCAGAGACGAAGAAGCGUUAUCUCAAGAGGGCUGAAUGUAUAAUUCAUCAGUAUGGAAAUUAUACCGUGAAAGAAGUCGGAUUGAACUUGAACGGAAUAAACACCCAGGGUGAGAAUAUUGCGGACAAUGGCGGCAUAAAGGAGGCUUAUUACGCGUAUAAAGAAUGGGUCAAACGAAACAAACCGGAGCAGAGAUUGCCCGGCUUAACGUACAGCCCGGAGCAGAUGUUUUGGAUAAGCGCGGCGAAUUCUUGGUGCAGCAAGUAUCGACCGGAAGCACUGAAGUUACGUAUUACGACGGGUUUCCACAGCCCGGGCGAAUUUCGCGUUCGAGGACCGCUGUCGAAUAUGGAAGAAUUCUCGCGUGACUUUAAUUGCCCGGUCGGCUCUAGAAUGAAUCCCGAGAAGAAGUGUACCGUGUGGUAGAUCUCAGGUGUCCGCAAAAUACUUGCGAACGACAUCGGCUGACUGCGUUUUUAACCUUAGAAGUUACAAAUUUUCGCAUUAAAACAAUCAAACUUUAUUCUUAGCGGCUCUGCACUAAAAAUACUUACGUCCAAAUGUAUAACAUUUCUGCUUCCUAAGAGGAUAGCAUUUAGUUUCAUAUACCAAACUUUGUCAUAUUUAUGAAAUUAAAAUAACCAUUUUUUAUGUCUACAAUUUCCGAAUAUUUAUAUUGUCGCUUCUAAGGUUAAUGAAUGCAAUGGAGACGUCGAUCUCAUACCAGCAGGAUACAGAGGUAGCUUGUUCCCCUCUUACAGUAUCCUGCCAUAGCGACAUUGCCUCAGCAGAGAAUAUUUUAACGGUAACGCUUGUUCGAAAACAAGAACUGAAAUAUCACGAUACUACGGAGCAAAAAGGGAAGCCCUCUCCACGGGGGAAAUCCAUGGAGAUCGACUCGACUUGCGCGAUCUUAGACAUGUGAGAUGUACGCAUAAAUUAUGUAUCAUCUUUGGUAAAUUUUUAAGAAAUGUCAUGGGACGCGCCUACGUGUAAAUAGAAAAUGAAAUAACAUCAGAUUAAAAAAUUUAUUAGUGAUAUAAUAUUUGGUUAAUUAACUGUUUUUUAAUAUACAAGGCAUUAGUGAUUUCUGUGCCAAUGACAACGUUUUUGUCGGAGGUUUUAGAUUAUUACAAAGAAAAUUGAGUUAAAUUGUUCAGCGUGUUCUAAUGUAGUUUUUAAUUUGAGAAUUUUUAUGGUUGACAUAUAGAGUAAAAAAAAAAUGUUGGCAACUUUGUUAAAAAUUCGCUUUUUAUCUUUUUUUAUUGUUGAUAGUUUUAUCGUUGACAGCUUAAGUGUUGCUUCUUAGAAUAAAUUUUAAAAUAUUUUAUUGAUAUAGAAAUGAAUAGUAAUAGUAUAUACACUAUAAAGAAUAGUUCGCAAAAUCAAUAGCGAGAAGGAAGUAUGAAUAAAACGGCAUAUUCUUCGAUAAAAUUGAUUUUUUUGUAAUAAAAAAAGAAAUCUCGAGAGCCAUCGUUUGUCACAACUAUUUUAUGUUGAGUAUUAUUUUGUAGUAUUAUUAAGUAGCAGAAUUAUAAAUUGCAAAUUAAAUUUUCAAAAAACUAAAAUCUAUUUAAUGUAAUUAUUAAACUAGGCUUUAUAUAAAAAAUUUUUGUUGUCCGUUUUCUCCCUUAAAAUUUCGUUGGGAAGACCAUGACGUCAUGAAAAGAAUUAUUCGUAAUUAUUAUCUAUAUUAUCACGCAAAGGAAUAAUCGAUCCCUAAUAUUCUAUGAGCCACACUUCGUAUAUAUAGUCAUAUAUAUUAUCGGCGAUCCGAUAAUUCCGAUAAUUUCGUGCGAUAAUUUUUAUUUUUUGUAUAUUCUCGAGCGUAUGUUCUUGUGUAAGAUCAUUAGUCUUAGAGAAUUACGAAGUUACUUAGAACAACUUAUUACAAGUAUUAAGCAUAGCUAUAUAACUGCGACUGGUUGAACUGCAAAGUUCACAAUUGCUUUCUACCGUACGUGUUAUUCCUUGCAUUUGCAUUUGCAUUACGUUUUUACUUUGCGCCACAUCUUUCUCUCCACACUCUCCUUCCUUACACAUAUUUUUUUGUAUUUAUUACGGUAGCCGUAAGUUAAUCACCGAGUUGAUCAGCGUACGUUUAAGUGAAGAUGUACCUUGUAAGGUAUUUUUGUUGAAUGUAAGAAUUUAAUACAGAAAAACUUUAUGUGUAAA